This is a messenger RNA of Nymphalis io (European peacock), 610 nucleotides long. RefSeq lists its product as uncharacterized. The coding region runs from base 128 to 547 and encodes 139 amino acids. The transcript is spliced from 2 exons. NCBI's taxonomy places the organism in Eukaryota, Metazoa, Arthropoda, Insecta, Lepidoptera, Nymphalidae. The record is from RefSeq and is a predicted model, not a curated record.
CAGCUGUUAAACUGUCAAAAUAAAGUCAAAGGAUAUGCAAAUGCCACUAAAUCUAAUUUGUCUUAUGGUUAUGGAUAUACUAUCAUAAAUACAAGACAGGAUCCAAAGCUUAAAAAUACCUAUCAACAUGAGUAAGAAUCUACAUCUGUUAAGUCAAAUUUUCAGAAAUUUCAUCAGACAAAAACGAUUGCACAGAUUUUAUAGCACUGAAAUAAGAGAAAAUGAACCAAUUAAGUUUUCUACAAGUAAUGCAGCAAAAAAAAAUGUACAAUCAGUAUUUAGAAAAACAACACCCGACAGCAUGCCUUGGUAUCAGCCAUUCAGUGUGGUAGGAAGUGUUGCUGUAUUCCUUAUUUAUUUCUGCAUACUUAGAGAGGAAAACGAUGUGGACCUUGAAUUUGACAAAACAUUAUAUGAUAGAAUACAAGGCUUAGAAAAGGAACAGUUACUACAAAGUUAUAGAUUUAACAAGGAACAAGGAAAAAGUGUAGAAGACAUAGAAAAGAGAUUAAAAGAACUAGAAGAAGAAUCAAAGGUUGCAGCAUAGUUUAAGAUUAAUGUCAAUUUAGUAGAUACAGUAAAAUAAAACCUAAGUUAGUACAAAUCUCUA